CGCUCUCGGAGCCGACCCGCCGCCCUCAGCCCCAGUCCGCGCCCUUCGCCCGUCCACAGACCCUGUCCUCUCCCCCUGCCAUUGCUCCGGGAGCUCUCGGGGCUGUUCUCCCUUUUGGAACCGGAAGUACUGCAGAGGUCUAGAGGGGGAGGGGCCUGACAGCAAUUUGUGCACCUCCCAGACUAGAACCGAGGUCCGGACCUCCCUCUCCUUAGCACCCCCAGUUCAUCCAAACUCAGCCGGUACCCUCACCUGACCCUAGAAUGAUUGAUCACCCCACCUCACCUCGAAGGACACCAGGAGGCUCGCCUCUCCCGUUAUAAACUAUGUUUUAUUUUUCAGAUUUUGAAGGACCCACUGGGCCACUUACCCAGCAUUAUUCGUGCCCCUGUUGCUGUGCAAAUUCUGACCAUCAAACACAAUAUCAGAAUUUCCUGGAUGAGACCCUUAAAGGCCCAGGAAAGCAGUCAGCCCCGCAAUUUCCAGGCCACUCCACACCAGAGAGGCUUUGCUAGGAGUAAGGGGGAACCACGUGGCUUAGAGUACCUUCAGAAUGCCACAGAGAAGGCGACCCCACUUUACAGAUGAGGAAGCUGAGGUUCCAGGGAAUUUGUUUACCUAGGAUCCCCCAGUAAGUCAGAGGCAGAGCUAGGCAGGGACCCUGGUGUGGAUUCUUUCUCUUGCAGACACAGCAUAGGACCCUGGAUGACCCCAAAAGACCUCUGAACAAGGCUGAACUGUGGGGAGCUAAAAUGUCAUUGUAGUUUACCUGUGUGAUCUCCCACACCAAGGACUCUGCCUGACUGGGGGUACUGAAUUACCGCUAGAAAGAACACAGGCUUUGUAGAAAGACUAGGUGUGGGUUUGAGUUCUGGCUCUUACCAGUGUGACCUUGGACGAGGCACUAGAGCUCUCUGAGUGUGGUUCCCAGAAGUAAAAUGGGGUCAGAGAUUCAGCUGCCUCCUUCCUGGUGCAGUGCCAAGACCAAGUGUGUGAAGAUCUUGAUAAACUAAUUCACUGCACAUGGUGCCCACGUAAGAGAUGAAGUUACUCUGUGGGUAACUGCCCGUUGGUGAUGAGUUGGGGUGCUGUUCCUGGGCACAGAGGCAGCCCAACAUGGAUCGAUCUGUCUUCUGGCAGCCAGGUGCAGGUGCUGCUGCCACGUUCAUUGUGCUUAGAUCCCCGUAGCACCCACAGGGUUGCCCGUCCUCCAGUGCCUCAGUGCGAAGGUGUGAACUCAGCGUGCCUCAGAGCCUCCCCACCAUGACCUCCAAAAAGCUGGUGAACACGGUGGCGGGCUGUGCCGACGAAGCCUUGGCUGGUCUGGUGGCCUGCAACCCCAACCUGCAGCUCCUGCACGGCCACCGCGUGGCUCUCCGUUCUGACCUGGACAGCCUCAAGGGCCGGGUGGCGCUGCUGUCGGGUGGGGGCUCUGGCCAUGAGCCUGCCCAUGCCGGUUUCAUAGGGAAGGGGAUGCUGACGGGGGUCAUCGCGGGGGCCGUGUUCACCUCCCCGGCGGUGGGCAGCAUCCUGGCAGCCAUCAGGGCAGUGGCCCAGGCGGGCACAGUGGGGACCCUCCUCAUCGUGAAGAACUACACUGGGGAUCGGCUCAACUUCGGCCUGGCCCGGGAGCAGGCCCGGGCUGAGGGCAUCCCCGUGGAGAUGGUGGUCAUUGGGGACGACAGUGCUUUCACAGUCCUGAAGAAGGCGGGCAGGCGGGGACUCUGCGGCACAGUGCUCAUACACAAGGUGGCAGGUGCCCUGGCUGAGGCAGGUAUGGGGCUGGAGGAAAUCACAAAUCGGGUGAGCGCGGUUGCCAAGGCCAUGGGGACCCUGGGAGUGAGCUUGUCCUCCUGCAGCGUCCCUGGCUCCAGACCCACCUUUGAGCUCUCACCGGAUGAGGUAGAGCUGGGCCUGGGGAUCCACGGGGAAGCUGGCGUGCGCCGGAUAAAGAUGGCAAGCGCCAACGAGAUUGUGACGCUCAUGUUGGACCACAUGACGGCCUCCUCCAGCGUGUCCCGGGUGCCUGUGCAAUCCGGCUCCUCAGUGGUGCUGAUGGUCAACAACCUUGGUGGCUUGUCAUUCCUGGAACUGGGCAUCAUAGCCGACGCUGCUGUCCGCACUCUAGAGGGCCGCGGGGUGAAGAUCGCCCGUGCCUUGGUGAGCACCUUCAUGACAGCCCUGGAGAUGCCCGGCAUCUCUCUCACUCUUCUGCUGGUGGAUGAGCCUCUCCUGAAACUGAUCGAUGCUGAAACCACCGCGUCAGCCUGGCCUAACGUGGCCAAGGUCUCUGUGACUGGGCGGAAGCGGAGCCGGGCCGCCCCUGCUGAGCCUCUGGAGGCCCCCGUUUCCACUGUUGCAGGAGGUUUGACCUCGAAGCGGGUGGUCCUCGUGCUGGAGCGGGUGUGCACCACCCUUCUGGGCCUGGAGGAGCAUCUGAAUGCCCUGGACCGUGCUGCCGGUGACGGGGACUGUGGCACCACCCACAGCCGCGCUGCCAGAGCCAUCCAGGGGUGGCUGAAGGAGGGCCCACCCCCUGCCAGCCCUGCCCAGCUACUCUCUAAACUGUCCCUCUUGCUUCUGGAGAAAAUGGGAGGCUCAUCUGGGGCGCUUUACGGCCUGUUCCUGACUGCAGCGGCCCAGCCACUCAAGGCCAAGACUGACCUACCAGCCUGGUGUGCUGCCAUGGAUGCCGGCCUGGAGGCCAUGCAGAAGUACGGGAAGGCUGCUCCAGGGGACAGGACCAUGCUGGAUUCCCUGUGGGCAGCAGGACAGGAGCUCCAAGCCUGGAAAAGCCCAGGGGCCAAUCUGUUGCAAGUUUUGACCAAAGCAGUCCAGAGCGCAGAAGCUGCAGCCGAGGCCACCAAGAACAUGGAAGCUGGAGCUGGAAGAGCCAGUUACAUCAGCUCUGCGCGGCUGGACCAGCCAGACCCUGGGGCAGUGGCAGCCGCAGCCGUCCUCCGCGCCAUCCUGGAGGCCUUGCAGGGCCAGGGCGUGUGAGGGCCUCCUGGGCCUCGGUGCCUCUCUCACUGCUGUGCAGAGGUGACCACUGUCGCUUCCUCCUGUCUUCCAACUGUUAUCCUCCCUCACCGCUGGCCCCCAGGGCCUUGUCCUGAGUUCAGCAGGGAACCUCUACCAGCCUCCAGAAUUCCUACAGGAACGGCAGGCCGAGUGGGUCGUGUACCACUUUGGCCCUGCCUUUCCCCUCUUCACGGAGGUGGAAUUUGGGGGUCACCCCCUCUGCCCCCAGCCACCUCCGGGCCUCCACGAUAGGCAUUUUCCUUGGGUGACAAUAUGGCCUUGAACUGGCCAUGCUGAUUCAGUUUUAAGGCUCUUUGUGGAAGGCCUUCUGACGUUGAGUGAGUGUAGAAAAGCAAGCGAAUAAAAAACCACAUAGAAGCAAGAGCUCCUGCUUCUGCUGAGG
Molecule: messenger RNA, 3424 nt
Organism: Leptonychotes weddellii (Weddell seal)
Lineage: Eukaryota; Metazoa; Chordata; Mammalia; Carnivora; Phocidae
Gene: TKFC
Product: triokinase and FMN cyclase
Biological process (GO): glycerol catabolic process
Cellular component (GO): cytosol
Molecular function (GO): ATP binding; glycerone kinase activity
Source: RefSeq, a predicted model, not a curated record